UAGGCAAGGACCUCUUACGUAGAAGAAAAGUUUCAUUCAGUGAUUACAGCAGUGUACGUAAUUCUGCUAAAAGUGUGAUUCCCCAAAUUUAAUUUAGAUCAAAAAAAUUUCCUUUCGAAUACAUUUAUAAAAAAUGGGUCCACCACUUUAUUAUGAUUUGGGAAAACAAGCUCUUGAUAUUUUCAACAGAGGAUAUCAUUUUGGUCUAAUCAAACUCGACUUAAGAACUAAAACUGGAUCAGGAGUUGAAUUCAACUCUGGUGGUGUUUCAAAUCAAGAAACUGGAAAAGUUUUUGGAACACUUGAAACAAAAUACAAAGUGUCAGAAUAUGGUCUAACAUUUAGAGAAAAAUGGAAUACAGACAAUACUUUAGCCACUGAAAUAUCACUCCAAGAUCAACUUGCGAAAGGAUUACGACUUGCUGUAGACUGUUCCUUCGCACCACUUACCGGUGUUAAAUCGGGACAUUUCAAAACCGAAUACAAACAUGAUAAAGUUGCAUUCGAAUCAUGUAUGGAUCUUGCUUUACAUGGUCCAGUAGUUGGAGCAUCUGUCGUGCUUGGACAUCAAGGAUGGCUUGCUGGUUAUCAAACUGCUUUAGAUACAGACAAAGGCAGACUAACAAAAAAUAAUUUCGCAUUAGGUUACAGUACUGGUGAUUUUGUUUUACACACUAACGUCGAUGAUGGUCAAGAGUUUGGUGGAAGUGUUUACCAAAAAGUGAAUGAUGCAUUAGAAACCGGUAUCACAUUAGCAUGGUCAUCAGGCAGCAAUAAUACACGUUUUGGUAUUGGAUGCAAGUACAAUUUGGAUGCUAAUGCUUCUUUAAGGGCUAAAGUUAAUAAUCACAGUCAAAUUGGUUUAGGAUAUCAACAGAAAUUACGUGAUGGAAUUCUUUUAACACUUUCGGCAUUAAUCGACGGCAAGAACUUUAACAGUGGCGGACAUAAAGUGGGUGUAGCAUUAGAAAUCGAAGCCUAAAAGGCUGGAUUUUUAUGGCGUUAAUUUCUUUUAAGUUUCUUUUCUUUAUUGUCUGUGGGGGAGAGGGUUGCCAUAGAUAUCAUGGUCGUAAACAACGGUACUUUGAAUAAAAGCAACCAAAACCAUAAAUGUUGAAUGUUUUACACACACCACGCGUAAAUAUUUUCAAGAUUUAGAAUUAUUCUCAAGUUUUAUAAUGUUUUAAUCAAAUAUGGCGUUUAGAAAACUAAUAUUAUGUAAAUGUAAAUAUAUUUUCUUCGAUUAAUUUUUCUUCUUUUGUUAUAAUUAUUUCAACCAAAAGAUUUAUUUACUAUUUAGCAAAUCAAAACAUCCCCCAAAAAUCAUUUUGGAAGAUUUUUUACCUCCAUUUUUUUUAAUUUCGUGUUUUUUUUAUUGUUUUAAUUCUUGGGAAUUUUAUUCGUGUUUAAAAACAUUCUUCAAAAUGAAUUUUCCUAUAUUUAUUCAAAAGAUAAUUCCAG
Messenger RNA from Chrysoperla carnea, 1461 nucleotides. Its product is annotated as voltage-dependent anion-selective channel-like. The record is from RefSeq and is a predicted model, not a curated record. Lineage: Eukaryota; Metazoa; Arthropoda; Insecta; Neuroptera; Chrysopidae. Gene Ontology annotation, molecular function: voltage-gated monoatomic anion channel activity. Gene Ontology annotation, cellular component: mitochondrial outer membrane. Bases 134 to 982 code for a protein of 282 amino acids. Gene Ontology annotation, biological process: monoatomic anion transmembrane transport. The transcript has 5 exons.